Molecule: messenger RNA, 1767 nt
Organism: Coccinella septempunctata (seven-spotted ladybird)
Lineage: Eukaryota; Metazoa; Arthropoda; Insecta; Coleoptera; Coccinellidae
Product: jerky protein homolog-like
Exons: 5
Coding region: 1-1767 (588 amino acids)
Cellular component (GO): nucleus
Molecular function (GO): DNA binding
Source: RefSeq, a predicted model, not a curated record
AUGGCCGAAGAUAGCCUGGAAGUAGAAAUUCUAGACCGUCUAGAUAAAGACACCGAGGAGGAAGACAUGGCCGAGGAUCCACCCAGACCGGUUUCCUUGCCGUUGGGAGCAGCGAAGGCCUUCCUGCGCCCGACGCCGAGUGCCUUCGCCGGAGUCGAUAAAAAGUACCCGGACACUAAGGCAAGGAGGAGGAAGAGUGCACAAACACUAGAACACCAAACCAACCAAUACGAGUACUUAUCACCGUCCACCAUAAUCGUUUGGGCUGUGGGCCACCAGGUGUACUUCAAUAUCCGCCCGGAGCAACUCGAUAAAGGUGUAACGGGUAAGAAGUUGUCUGAGAUUUAUGGUGUUGGACAAGCAACAAUUUCUGACAUUAAAAACAGUAAGUCAACACUUUUAAACUUUGUUUCGGUACUUGAAAAUGAAGAUGGAAGUUCCUCCAGGAAAACAAUGAAGACAGCAAUCAACAAAAAUUUGGAAGAUGCCGUGUUUAAAUGGUUUUUGCAGCAACGUUCUAUGGGAAAUACGAUUUCAGGUCCAAUCCUUUGUGAAAAAGCCAAAAUCUUAACAGAAAAGCUUGGUUAUUCAUCUUUAAAGGCUAGUAACGGCUGGCUAAGGAAUUUUAAAUUCAGGCAUGGUGUACGCGAGUUAGAUAUUGGUGAAUCCUAUGAUCCGGAGUUUGUUUAUAAUGCCGAUGAAACUGGCCUUGUUUGGAAAGUUUUACCAAAAACCACUUUGGCUUCUAAAAGGGAAUCUAGUGCCCCUGGACAUAAGGUCAGUAAAGAAUGUGUUACAGUGCUUAACUGUGCCAACUCCACUGGAAAUCAUAAACUGCCACUUCUUUUGAUAGGAAAAUCAAGAAAUCCAAGAGCAUUUAAAAACGCAAAAAAACUUCCACUCUUCUACAAAAGUCAACCCAAGGCCUGGAUGACUGCAGCUUUGUUUACCGAAUGGUAUGAUGAAGUGUUUAUUCCUGAAGUGAAAAAGCACCAAAAAUCGGUGGGAAAAGAAGGCAGUAAGGUGCUUUUAAUUGUUGAUAACGCACCCACUCAUCCUACAGCAGAACUGUUGGAAAGAGAGAAUGGGCAGUUUAAAACGACGUUUUUGCCUCCCAAUGUUACAAGUUUGCUGCAACCCAUGGACCAGUCUGUUAUUGAAACAAUGAAGCGCCAUUACAGAAGGCAACUGCUGAGAAAACUGCUGAUAGAAGGUGCUGAAGAUGAAGAAUUGGUUUUUGAAAAUCAUAGCAAAAUAAAUUUAAAGGACAGCUGUUACAUGGUAGCGGAAGCUUGGAGUUUGGUUACGGCAGUGACGCUAAGACAAUCUGAAGAAAAUGAGAAACAAGAAUAUGGAGAGGAUGAUGAUGAUGAAGAUGCGUUGUCACUAGAGGAAAUAAGAAAAAUGAUUGUAAAAAUUCCUGGUUGUACAGAAGUAAGUGCAGAAGAUGUAGGAGAGUGGAUGGCUUGUGACACGUCUGACCCUGGUUUUCAAAUUCUCAAUGACGAUGAAAUUGUUGUAAGUGUGAGAGAAGAUGUUGAAGUGGAAGUGGAAGAAGAACUUUCUGCUGAUGUUGAAGUAGACGCUGGACCAUCAGCUAGUGAAGCAUUUGCCGGCCUCGAGACUGCUUUGAAGUGGAUGGAGCGUCAGCCCGAGUGUGACCACUUGCAACUGCUCACCGUCAAGCGAAUGCGUGACCUGGCUGCCCGAAAACGGUUGAAGACCGCAAAACAGCUUACAUUGACGGAGAUGUUUAAAAAACAAUGA